UUCUCCAGGCAGCAAGCGAGGCUUCAGCAAGUGCUCUCUUGAGCAUGCGUGAGUGAUCUGAGCAUGCUCAGUCUCGCUUAGGACCAGAUUCGCCUAGGAUCUAGCGCAGGGUCAAGUUUUUCCGAAUCCCAGCCUUCCCCCACUUCUUCACACGCAGCUGGUUUCCGGUCGGCCUGUGGCGGGGCUCAGCCUAGAGAUUGUCAGUUCUCCUAAAAUGGCGGAUGGAGGCGACGGCGCGGGAGGGAUGGCUGGAACGGGCGGCGCUGCUGCCCCCGUCAAGCCCUCGGAGUUGGCCAGGUGGUCGGAUGAAAAGCUUGACUUCCAUACUGCCUUUCUUCAACAUUUGGCCAAAGUUGUUCCAGACAUAUAUUUUGAUGAAAUGGAUCCCUUGCCAGAGAAGGAGGAAGAAAUAGCUCAGAUGACCAUACUUUGCCCUCUGGAGUGGCAUCUGUUUGGGGAAGAUCCAGACAUCUGCCUGGAGAAGCUAAGGCAGAGUAGCAUCCCUCAACUCUGUGGGAAAGUGUUCAAAAGUGGAGAGACAACAUAUUCCUGCAGAGAAUGUGCUAUUGAUCCAACUUGUGUACUUUGCGUGGAUUGUUUCCAGAACAGCAUUCACAAAAACCAUCGUUACAAGAUGCACACUUCCACUGGAGGAGGAUUUUGUGACUGUGGGGAUAUGGAAGCGUGGAAGACUGGACCACUCUGUACAAAUCACGAAUCUGGCACAGCAGCCAGGACAGGACAGAACUUGGGAUGCCAAUUGAAUGAAGAGCUAAUAGCACAAGCAAGAAAAAUCUUCCCUUCAGUGAUAAAAUAUAUUGUAGAUAUGACUGUUUGGGAAGAAGAGAAGGAUCUUCCUCCAGAGCUUAUGACUAGUAGAGAGAAGACAGGGAAAUACUACUGUGUCCUUUUCAACGAUGAGCAUCAUUCUUAUGAUCAUGUUAUUUACAGUCUACAAAGAACUCUUGGCUGUGAGUUUCCAGAGGCCCAGUUAUAUACUACUGCUAUAGAUAAAGAGGGACGGAAGGCUAUUAAGGCAGGGUCAUAUGCUGUUUGUCAGGAAGCAAAAGAAGACAUUAAGAAACAUUCAAAUAAUGUUUCCCAAGGUCCCCUUAAUGUGAAGGUACUUCAUGCAGAUAUUAUGGCUCACCAGAAAUUUGCUUUGCGUCUUGGUUCCUGGUUGAACAAACUUAUGAGCUAUUCAAGUGACUUUCGUCAGAUCUUCUGCCAAAUAUGUCUAAAAGAAGAAAUUGGUUCAGAGAAGCCUUGUAUUAUAAGCAUGCUGAUGCUUUCGGAUACAAAACUUCAUAAAGGAGCAAGGAAGAUCUUACAUGAAUUAAUUGUCAGCAGUUUUUUCAUGGAAAUGGAAUACAAAAAACUUUUUGCCAUGGAAUUUGUUAAGCACUACAAAGCACUGCAGAAAGACUAUAUUGAUGAUGAUCAUGAAAGGCAGAUUUCUGUGACAGCACUUUCAGUUCAAAUAUUCACUGUUCCUACGUUGGCCCGCCAUCUCAUUGAAGAACAAAAUGUAAUCACUGUCGUAACAGAGACACUACUUGAAGAGCUGCCAAAAUAUCUGGAUAAAAAUGGCAAAUUCAGUUUCCAGGGUUACAGCCCAGAGAAAUUCGGCAGAGUAUAUGCAGUCAUAUACGAUCUCAAAUAUAUCUUAAACAGUAAGCCUACUGUGUGGUCAGGCAAACUACGAGAACAGUUUUUGGAGGGGUUCCGAUCUUUCAUGAAGAUUCUUUUUUGCAUGCAGGGAAUGGAGGAAAUAAAGAGGCAAAUUGGUCAGCAUGUUGAAGUGGAUCCUGAUUGGGAAGCAGCCAUUACUAUCCAGAUGCAAUUAAAGAAUAUUCUUUUGAUGUUUCAGGAAUGGUGUGCCUGUGAUGAAGAGCUGUUGGUGACAGCUUACAAGGAAUGUCAUGCAGCAGUAAUGAGAUGUAGUGCAAGUAAUUAUUCCCGGGACAAGACAGUGAUUCAAUUAUGUGGCCAUAUUCUGCAAAGCAAGUACUUCAAGGUCUCGGCAGAUCCUGUUAGCAUGCAUCUACCAUUGUCCCGAAUGCUUGCUGGUCUGCACAUACAAUUGAGUAAAACUGGAGUAAUCUCCAGACUCCAAGAAUUCAUAUUAUCUGAAGAAUUCCAAGUGCAGAUGUUAGUAGAAUAUCCUCUGCGUUGUCUAGCACUGGUUGCUCAGGUUGCUGCAGAAAUGUGGAGAAGGAAUGGACUAUCGCUGAUUAGUCAGAUAUUUUAUUACCAGGAUGUUAAAUGUAGAGAAGAAAUGUAUGAUAAGGAUAUAAUCCUCCUUCAGAUUGGGGCAGCAUAUAUGGAUCCAAACAGCUUCCUCUUGCUGGUACUUCAGCAGUAUGAAUUACUUGAUGCCUUCAAGAAGAUUAUUCCCACCAAAGAUCAGGAUUUGAAUAAACGAUGUAAUACAUUGAUAGAAGAGAUGCUUCAAGUUCUUAUCUACGUUGUGGGAGAAAGAUAUGUACCAGGAGUCAGUCAUGUGACAAAAGAGGAUGUUACUAUACGAGAAAUUAUCCAUCUACUCUGCAUUGAACCAAUGGCACACAGUGCUAUUGCAAAAUGUUUGCCCAAGGAUGAAAACAAUGAGACUGGUUUGGAGAACGUCAUCCACAAAGUGGCCAUAUUCAAAAAGCCAGGUGUCUCAGGCCAUGGAGUUUAUGAAUUGAAGGAAGAGUGCCUCAAGGAGUACAAUAUAUUCUUUUACCAUUACAGCAAGACUCAGCACAGCAAGGCUGAACACAUGGAGAAAAAAAGAAGAGUGCAAGAAAACAGAGAUGAAGCACUGCCACCCCCUCCACCUCCAGAAUUCAGUGCUGCUUUCAAAAAUGUGGUGAAAGUUCUGAACUCUGAUAUCAUGAUGCACAUUCUUAGAACUGUCUUGCAAAGAGCACUAGAGCUGGAAAGCCACUUGUGGACAGAACCUAUGAUCCAAAUGGUUCUUCACCUCCUUGCUUUGGGUUUACUGGAAGAGAAACAACAGUUAGAGAAUGCUCCAGAGGAAGAAGUGACCUUUGACUUUUAUCACAAAGCAUCAAGAAUGGGAAGCUCUGCUUUGAAUGCAAUGAACAUACUAAUGAUUCUGGAAAAACUAAAAGGAAUUCAACAGCUGGAAUCACAAAAAGAUAUGAUCAAUUGGGUACUACAGAUGUUUGAAACAAUAAAACGCCUGAGGGAGAAGUCUUGUUUUCCUACAGUAGCAGCUGCAUCUGGAUCAGAAUCUACAAAAACCAAUGAGGCUGCUUGUUCUUUUCUGAUGCUAAAUAAGAUGCAAAGGAUUCAGGACAAGGAGAAGGCUGAGAGGAAGAGGAAGGCAGACGCAGCCAGGCUACAUCGUCAGAAGAUCAUGGCUCAGAUGUCUGCUUUGCAGAAGAAUUUCAUUGAAACUCACAAGCUGUUAUAUGAAAAUACACAAGAAACACAAGGCCCAGAUGUUAUGGAAGAGGAGAGCAGUCCGCCAAUUAUAGAUUAUACCAGAAUUGCCUUGGGGCCUAAACGAGGUCCAUCUGUUACAGAAAAAGAAGUGUUGACCUGCAUCCUGUGUCAGGAAGAACAGGAAGUGAGGCUAGAGUGUGCUGCCAUGGUUUUAUCUGCCUGUGUCCAGAAAUCCACAGCCUUAACCCAGCACAGGGGGAAAAUGCUUGAACUUUCAGGAGAUAAAAUUGAUCCUCUCUUCAUGGAUCCUGACUUGUCAUGUGGAACUCAUACUGGAAGCUGUGGUCAUGUAAUGCAUGCUUCCUGCUGGCAGAAAUACUUUGAAGCCAUUCAGCUAAACUCUCGGCAACAUCAUCAUGUUGAACAGGUUUUUGACUUGGAGAACGGAGAGUACCUCUGCCCACUUUGCAAAUCCCUGUGCAACACUGUGAUACCUAUUAUUCCUUUGCAAACACACAGGAUGAACAGUGAGGAUGCAGAAGUGGUGGCUCAACUUCUGUCUUUGACAAAAUGGAUUGAGAUUGUUAUGGCCCGGAUAUCUGGUUACAACAAGAAAAACAUUGAAGAAACAAAACAAAUCGCUCCAUCUCUACUUGAUAAAGAAAUGGAAGAUGCCUCAUCUGAUUUCCAUUCUAUUCUUAGCUUUGGAGUUCAACCUUUAGUGAAGUACUCUAAUAGUAUCAAGGAGAUGGUGGUUCUCUUUGCCACUGCAAUUUACAGAAUUGGAUUAAAAGUUGCUCCCAAUGAAAAUGAUCCACGCAUUCCUAUGAUGACUUGGAGCACAUGUGCUUUUACUAUCCAGUGUUUAGAAAAUCUCCUGGAAGAUGAGGGCAAGCCUUUAUUUGGUUCUCUGCAAAAUAGACAGCACAGUGGUCUUAAAGCUGUUGUGCAGUUUGCAGCUGCUCAGAGGACUACGCUACCACAAAGCGUGAUCCAGCAACACCUUAUACGUCUCCUAGGAGUUCUUCUGCCCAAUUUAAAAGUGGAAGACACGCCAUCCCUUCUAGAUGUAGAUCUGUUCCAUGUUUUGGUUGGUGCUGUGUUAUCAUUUUCAUCUUUGUAUUGGGAGGAUACUGUAGACUUGCAACCUUCAUCUAUUAGUUCUGCCUGUAAUCAUCUCUACCUCUUCCAUUUGGUCACUAUGGCACAUAUAACACAAAUUAUUCUCACUACAACGUCAACAGAGUAUCCCUCUGCUCAGAUUCAGAAUGAUAGUGAGGAGGCACGUGCUGCUGAUUGUUUUUGUAAAGAGGUUUGCAGAUACACACAUGGUUGCUAUAGCCAAAGAGUUCCCGGAUGGUAUUUGUGGGAUUGUAUUAAGAAGGGCAUCACACCCUACCUCCGUUGUGCUGCUCUGUUUUUCCAUUACUUGCUGGGAGUGCCACCACCUGAGGAACUUUCAUUGGUUUCAGAGGAAUGUCAAUUCAAGGCACUUUGUGACUACUUGUCUCUACCUACCAAUCUGUUCUUGCUCUUCCAAGAAUAUUGGGAUACCGUAGACCCUUUGGUUGAGAGAUGGUGUACAGAUCCUGCUGUUCUAAACUUUUUGAAGGAGAACCGUAUUGCAAUAAGAUACCCAAGGAAAAGAAAUAAACUGAUAGAGCUUCCAGACGACUACAGCUACCUUUUGAAUCAAGGCUCUCAGUUUAGAUGCCCUCGAUCCUCUGAUGAUGAAACGAAGCACCCUGUCUUGUGUUUAUUCUGUGGGGCCAUGCUGUGUUCUCAAAACACCUGCUGUCAGGAGUUCGUGAAUGGGGAGGACCUGGGAGCCUGCACCUCGCAUGCCAUCUCCUGUGGUGCUGGAGUGUGCAUUUUUCUCAGAAUCAGGAACUGCAAAGUUAUCCUGAUCGGGGGCAAAACCAGAGGCGCUUUCUAUCCUGCACCAUAUUUAGAUGAAUAUGGAGAAACAGAUCCAGAUCUGAUAAGAGGCAACCCUCUGCAUUUAAGUCAUGAACGCUACUGGAAACUCCACUUGUUAUGGCAGCAGCACUGCAUCAUAGAAGAGAUUGCUCGAAGCCAGGAAACGAAUCAGAUCUUCUUUGGAUUCAACUGGCAUCUGCUCUGAGUACCAGGCUCUACUAGAGAUUGAAUUGAGUAUCUUAAAAAGUCAUACAAGAAUUCAUAAGAUGAUUACAUGAAGGAGAAAGGACUAGCCCAGGUGCAUGUAUUAAUUUGUGACCCAACUUUUGUUGGGUCACAAAUGCACACAACAACAACAGCCCACUCCAUGAUUGCUCAACAAUCAGAAGCAGAAAUGGCUGGAUUUAGUAGAAGUGGGAUGUGUGAGUCUUGGUGAUUCGACUUAUUCCACCUGAGUCUGCUCUUUGUAUAACUAAUAUAGACUUUACAAAUUGCCUUCUCUCAUCAUUGGAUGCAAUCUCAAUUCAAAUAAAGGAACAUACAAAAUUUUCUAUCAUGUGUAUCGGCAGCAGUUCAGAAUGGGCAUGUGAUCCCUUAAUGGCUUCAGUGCAUCUGAAUAUAAUAACGUAUUUAGACUUACUUAAUUCCUCCUUACUCUGCUCUGCAUCUGUUUCCUCCUACAGUUUAGCAGCUCUCAAAGUAGCCAUAGACUGAGUUCACAUGACAUGACAAUCUGUUGUGGGUAACAAGCCACAGUGGGUUGUUGGGUUGUGUAAACUCAGACUGCUUCCCGCAGGGUGGCAUGUUUGUGGGCAACAAGCCUCCAUGUCAACCCAUGGCUUGUUUUAGGGGUUGUUCAACCCACAACAGGUUGGCAUGGGGCCAAAAAGAAAUUACUAUUUUUUCAGCCCUGAGAAUGUGUGCAGAUGUGUUUGUAAUAAUUUGUUGUUGUUGGAGUUGCACAAUUCCAGGUGUCAACAAUAUAUAGGCUUGCCUUGUCUUCUGCCUUGUAUGUGCCAGCUUUCAAACACACAAGGUAAAUGACCAGCCGAGACUGUACACAGGCUGAUUUGACAGCCUUUGACAGUUGGCACGUGGGGGAAAGGGGUCAAGGUGAUCCUCAGGAUUUUAAGUAUUGCUCUGACCCUUGGGGGAGCCCUGGUUGAAAUCCAUACUUGUCCCUAGUCUCCAGCAAAUCUUUUUCACAGAGAUCUACAAGCCACCUCUUUUUUCACUCCCAUUCGCAUUAACCAUGGCAACCCUUGACAGCUGUUCCAAUGACAACCCACAUUGAGUGGCUUAUGAGAAUACGGCCCAUAGUCUGCAACUGACAUGGUAUGUGAUAUUCUUAGGCAGUGCGGUGUUGUUAGGCAUCUAGUAAUCCAUGGCAUCCAUCUGAGGGUGAAGCAGUGCAGGUAAGAAGUGCACUGUGAAAAUGUUGGCAUUUACUUCAGAAAAUGUGAGUGCCAGUUCACUUCUUAAAUCAGCACGAAAGCUUUCAUUUGGCUUUAAUUCAUCCAAAAUUAAAUAUUUUGCUUUUGGCACAGACAGAUGAUUGCCUAGUAAAAUAUAUUCUCACCCACCCUGCGACUAAUAUUUUACGUCUCUAAUCAGUACAGCCCAGGAGUUUGACUCCCCACUGCCAUGGCCUGGCUGUGGUAGCCAGAUGUUAAAUACAGCAGUGGCACCUUGCAUAUCAUGGACCAGCAUAGACCAUAGACUACAGUAAAGACACUUAAAUGUGCAUUUGCUUUCCAGCCUCUAGAGGCUCAUAGAAGUUAGAACAACUAAAUAAAGAUGGAAGUUAGUUCAAUAUAUGUACAAAGAUCCUUUCAUUGAGUCUUACAUUUUGGUUCUGUGGAGAGUUCAGUGACUGCAUGUUGUCUGGUGUCAUCAUGCUGAUUACACAAACAAGUUGUUUUCAAUAGCUAGUGACGUUUUGAGGCUGCUCCAUUUUAAAAAGGUGGAAUUGAAAUGCUUGAGUCACUUUUCCCUAUGUAUUGAUUAUAGCCAUGAUUAUGCCAGAGGGAGCUUGUGAUGAGAAAGGAAAACUGUCCUAAUACGCCUUUUGUAACUAUUCCCUUCCAAGGAAUUAUCUUUUUUCUAUCUUAAAAGUAAAACUGAUAUAGUUCAUUUCCUACUUCCUUUUCGGAGUCCCCUUGUGUCUGUUUCAGGUUUUAAGAGGGAAGAUAAGAAAUGCUGUGUGGAUUUUUGAGAAAGAAAAUAAAUGGUUUUUGUUCCUUUAAAAAAAAAUCAGCCUCCAACUGGCAAAGUAAGAAGACAUGGCAGGUGGUGGGACAGGAAGACACGAUUUCUCACUUAAUAUACAUCAUUGCACUGAGGAGGAGUUAUCACUGUUUGUAGGGUAGGUAGAGUGAGUUAGAAUGUUACUCACGUUUUGGUAUUUAGAUAAUUCCUUUAAAAUCUUUGCUUAUUUAUCCACUUAAGUUUCCCUGUGCAGUGCAAAUUCUGUGCCUGUCCAUUUUCAGAAUAUUGCCAUGAAGAUUUUGUUGUUUUCCUGGGUUUUUCAGAAAUGGUAAAUCUCUCUGCAGAUAAACAUAAUUAUGGCAACUUCCAAGCAGAAGUUAAAGCUGGUUACGAACAGCAGUUGUUAUGGAGACGUAUGUGCUGAGGUUAGUGCAAAGUGCUCCAGUAACACUGCAUACUAAGCGGAGAUUAGCCAAUGUUCAUCCUUCAGUGUGUGGGUGUCUUAGCCGUAUUCACGUACUGCAACACCUUUUCAUUAGAUAUCCAUUUUCUCAUACUAUUCUUUGGAUUUUACAGGGAAAUUAUACUUGGAUUUGUCUUGCCACAGUAGUUUUAGCAUAUCCGCCAAGGUACUUAUUUCUUUUGGCAUCCUGCACUAUUUUUUUUUUUACUGUGGAUGAUUCCAAAGCAUGGAAUAAUUACUUCUGUUCUCCCAGAAAAAAAUAGUGAUCUAGCAAUGUCCAUAAUGUGGCACCUUGCUGUGGUAUCUGGAGAGAGAGGCUGGGAAACAAGAUGUCUAAUGAAGAGGAAGAAGAUGAUUGAGUGCAGCUUUCACUGCAGAGUUCGCAAAUAGUCAAAUAAUGAAUUAGAUUAGGAAAGCAGUGGGCAUGAUCCAGCCAGCACUUGAGAGUCCCUUUGGUUUCAAUUGGAGAGUUAAGCACAUUGUUAUAUCUUAAAUUGAAAACAUUUGGACUUUUUAAUGUUGGCUGAAUUGUGCUCUGUAAGAUUACCUUGGAAUUCAGUUGCAUAUGAAUGUUGCUACUGACUUCAAGAGUGUACAACCACAGCAGUUAGGAUUCAGCAUAUGUAGCCCUUUAGAGGAAGUAGGCAUUUCACCAAUCAGCUUGAUUGAAGAGGAGGGGAACCGAAUUGAGCCCCUUCCCCGACAGCCAGCGGGUGGGAUUCUAGCUUCUUUUAAAGGUCUGUGUGCAUGUAGGGACAGUUGUCUGCUCAAGCCAAGGAAUUGAACAUGCAGCAGGUAUUUGCACACAGUUCCCUAUCUAGCUAAGAGUAUGUAUGCAGAAAUCUAGCUGGAUUGGGUGCUUGUACUCAUUGGCCAGUCCCUUGCAAAAACCCUCCUAAUUUGAGAAAAAGAGUAUAACAAAGUAAAUUGGCUUCUGUUCUUAUGUGUUUGGACUUUUCUAGCGAAUAAGCUCAAAGUUUAUGCACGGGUAAGGGUGAAUGGUCAGUUGUCAUUUCUUUAAUGACUAUGCAGUUUGUUUCACUAUGAGUAUAAUCUGUAUUUAGUGAACACACAGUGCUAAUGCCACUGAUUUGAAUUAUAAGGAAGAUAAAUGGAAUUUUAUUUACAUACAUGCAUAUAUUGAUAUCCUCUAAUUGCAAAAAUGUAAAUUUGAGCCUUGUAUAAUGUUCUUGUCCUUUUAAAAUAUCUUUAUGUAUAUUUAAAAAGGAAAUAAAGUAACUUCUCAUA
Molecule: messenger RNA, 9235 nt
Organism: Elgaria multicarinata webbii
Lineage: Eukaryota; Metazoa; Chordata; Lepidosauria; Squamata; Anguidae
Gene: UBR1
Product: ubiquitin protein ligase E3 component n-recognin 1
Exons: 47
Coding region: 215-5521 (1768 amino acids)
Biological process (GO): ubiquitin-dependent protein catabolic process via the N-end rule pathway
Molecular function (GO): ubiquitin protein ligase activity; zinc ion binding
Source: RefSeq, a predicted model, not a curated record